Trichobilharzia regenti is the source of this 258-nucleotide messenger RNA. The record is from the annotation of a GenBank genome assembly. NCBI's taxonomy places the organism in Eukaryota, Metazoa, Platyhelminthes, Trematoda, Strigeidida, Schistosomatidae.
AUGGUAUACGAUUGUAAUGCAUUGGAACGGCGGUCACCUAAUAAACUCAGUUUACGGAACGAAAACAACCAUAUUUCUUUGGGCGACUUGAUUAAUUACAUAUUUGUAUUACAACAAAAUUCAGACCGGAAUUCUAAUACACAAGUGACACUACUGUUAUUCUUCGUUGUACCAGCUGACACAACUGAGUUGCACAGGUUACCAGCUACAAGUCCUUGGUGGAGAAGUCUCAGUGGUUUGCUAGUUAAUUCUGUGUAA